Molecule: messenger RNA, 228 nt
Organism: Thlaspi arvense
Lineage: Eukaryota; Viridiplantae; Streptophyta; Magnoliopsida; Brassicales; Brassicaceae
Source: the annotation of a GenBank genome assembly
AUGGCGAAAUUUGAGUUCUUAAACCGGGUUGACUAUGCAAUGCAGGUACUCAGGAACAUAGGAGUGUAUGAGAAAAGAAGUAUUUGGCGAACCGGCAUGAGGAAUAGAGCAUCACUAAGUUUCUCAAGCUUAUCAAGAUUUCUCUCUUUGUGCAUAAACAAAAGAAAUGUUGGGGAGAUAGGGGAAAAUACGCGCAGCCAGAGGUUAGAGAAAGCCAUGAAGUUGUAA